Molecule: messenger RNA, 1271 nt
Organism: Cyclopterus lumpus (lumpfish)
Lineage: Eukaryota; Metazoa; Chordata; Actinopteri; Perciformes; Cyclopteridae
Product: H-2 class II histocompatibility antigen, A-U alpha chain-like
Exons: 4
Coding region: 256-972 (238 amino acids)
Biological process (GO): immune response; peptide antigen assembly with MHC class II protein complex; antigen processing and presentation of exogenous peptide antigen via MHC class II
Cellular component (GO): MHC class II protein complex; membrane
Molecular function (GO): MHC class II protein complex binding
Source: RefSeq, a predicted model, not a curated record
ACAGAUGCAGUCCUCACCAUUAGACUCUUAACACCUAAAUAUGUGAAACACACGUACAACACAUAGGCACAAGGAGGAAGUUCAGUUAAAAUGUUUCCUAAAAAUGUUGUCUACAAAUGACCGCUUCCUGGUUGAGCCCCCCACGAGCUGCAGAUAUUCUACCCGGCAACACCGUACGCCGUCGUGUCUGACUGGCCGGUUGAAGCUCGACUGGUUGAAGGUUUCCAGUUUCCAGGCGUUUUGAGGCAUUGAGAGAUGUUUCUUCUUGUGAUGGCGCUGAUCGGCUUCACCGGAGCGGUUUGUUCUUCUGCAGCAACGCUCCACCAUGACUUCCACUACGUCUACGGGUGCUACGAAUCCGGCGAGGUGCGGGUGGACAUCCUCGCUGACGAGGACGUGCUCGCCUAUGUUGACUUCAACAAGAAAGAGUUGGUGUUUUGGAUUCCUCAGCUGCCGCAGUCCGUGAAAGACUUAAAGGAACGGGCUUUUAAAAUUGCCAAAUCUAGCAUCACUAACUGUCUGAGUGUGAUGGGCAAAGCCAAGAAAGCUUCUCCUGGUGUACCCAUACGGGAAGACGCUCCAGACAUCUCCAUCUACAGCCGGUACGAGGCCGACCCCGGCGUGGCGAACACCCUCUUCUGUUUGGCCGACGGCUUCUACCCGCCCUCCAUCAACUUCACGUGGACCAAGAACGGGGCGGAGGUCCCGGACGGGGCGGAGGACCUGCGUUACGGCCACAACAGUGACGGGACGUUCCGCAGAAUGUCGGCGCUGAGCUUCACCCCCCGCAAGGGGGACGUUUACUCGUGUUCGGUGCAGCAUCGGGCUUUGAAACGGACGAUGGCCAGGAGCUGGGCGCUGAAGGCCAGGCCAGGAGUGAGUCCAGCAGCGGGGUUCUUCGGCGUGAGCCUCGUGUUGUGCCUCUUGGGGAUCGGGUCCGGAGCCUACUUCUGCACCAAGCAGCCACAUUAGGGAUUCUACUGAGAGCAGCUCGACGUAGAGGCCAGAACCAGAACCAGAACCAGGACCACACGUGCUGUCAGACCCUGCGGUUUUCUAAAGGGACUCUGGUCUUCGGAAACACUACCACCUUUGUCCACAGGGACCGCCAAAGCCAACUACACCUUAGAGGCGACUCAACACAUAAUGAACACAUAUUUAUCGUGACCAAUGGACGUAUUAUCAAGGACUCACAGAUGUGGAUGUACAUUGCGACUUGAGUAUAAUCUCAUUUGUAUUGGUUGGUGUUUAAUAAAGAGAUCAUGGUGGGA